AUGGAGGUCGACGACGAUAUUGAGACACAAGAACAACAAACUAGCAGAAAGCUACAGAGAAUCUCCUCCGACGACAUGACCGGAAUGAGGAACUGGAACAAUCCGUCGUCCCGAAUCAUUAGGGUUUCUCGAGCUUCCGGUGGCAAAGACAGACACAGUAAAGUCUUGACCUCAAAAGGGCUAAGAGACCGGAGAAUCCGUCUCUCGGUCGCAACAGCGAUCCAGUUCUACGAUCUCCAAGACCGUCUCGGAUUCGAUCAGCCAAGCAAAGCCGUGGAAUGGCUAAUCAACGCAGCUUCCGAUUCAAUCUCCGAAUUACCUUCAAUCAACACAAAUUUCGACCAGACACUGUCACUGUCCAAAUCCGCUUGUAGUAGUGGAACAUCCGAGAGCUCGUUGUUGUCUUUGUCGAGGACAGAGAUUCGUGGGAAAGCUCGAGAGAGAGCUCGAGAGCGAACAGCUAAAGAGAAAGACAAAGAUUUGCAGAAUGCACAGAGCUCUUUCACUCAGCUUCUCACCGGUGGUUUCGACGAACCGAACCGAAAUUGGACCGGUGGUUCUGAUUGUUUCAACCCGGUUCAGCUUAUACCGAACUCCUCCUCCUCUCUCCCUCAGUUCAACAACAGCAAUCAUCGCCAAGAGACGUCGCUGAAUCAUCAAAAUCAGUUCUCCUUUGUACCGGAUUACAACUUUGGAAUCUCUUCUUCUGAUUCUCCCGGAGCAGCCGCCAUUAAUGGAGGUUGUUACAGUAGUAGGGGGACCCUUCAGUCCAAUUCACAAUCUCUAAGCUUUCUCAACAACAACAACAACAUUAAUCAAAGGUCGAUUUCUUCGUCGUCUUCUUCGUCUUCUCCAAUGGACAGUCAAAGCAUUUCCUUUUUCAUGGCUACACCUCCACCUCUUGACCAUCAUAGCCACCAGCUUCCGGCGGCUUUUGACGGCCGGUUAUAUCUCUAUUAUGGCGAAGGAAACCGGAGCUCCGAUGAUAAAGGAAAGGAUCGGAGAUAG
Molecule: messenger RNA, 1008 nt
Organism: Thlaspi arvense
Lineage: Eukaryota; Viridiplantae; Streptophyta; Magnoliopsida; Brassicales; Brassicaceae
Source: the annotation of a GenBank genome assembly